Molecule: messenger RNA, 5937 nt
Organism: Austrofundulus limnaeus
Lineage: Eukaryota; Metazoa; Chordata; Actinopteri; Cyprinodontiformes; Rivulidae
Gene: clockb
Product: clock circadian regulator b
Exons: 24
Coding region: 614-3319 (901 amino acids)
Biological process (GO): regulation of transcription by RNA polymerase II; circadian regulation of gene expression
Cellular component (GO): CLOCK-BMAL transcription complex; nucleus; cytoplasm
Molecular function (GO): DNA-binding transcription factor activity, RNA polymerase II-specific; protein dimerization activity; E-box binding
Source: RefSeq, a predicted model, not a curated record
UAUGUGUGUGUGUGUGUGUGUCUGUCUCUGUACGGUACAUCUGCCGCGAAAAUGUUUCCACCAUCGCUGGUUUUGGACAUUUCUCACCCGCGUUGAUAACGUUUGUGUUUCUGUCGGCUCGCCUUUUCAGGACGCCGCCUGCUCGCGCGAGCGCUCGGGCUUCGUGGUCUCGCGGCGUUUGUCUGGAUUCAUUGGUUAUAUUUCUGAAGAUUGUUUUGUCUUUCAAUGUCAGUUGUUGCGUGACAGCUCCAGGCGCGGCGCCAGCUCGCAAAUGAUAGACGCUGAUAUUCCUGAUUGUACGAACGUCAACUGUGGUGUGAAGUUUUGUCACUGCCUGUGAGGCUUCAAAACGAAAACAUAGUUUUGCCUACAAGAGACAUUCCAGUCAAGGGGUUGGUCAGCCACCAUGUUUUUCCCAUGGUCUGUUGGCCUUUCUUGACCCGAUGACCUCAAUAUUGCUUUUGACCAGAGAGUCGGCUUCCUCCCCAAUCCAUUUCUACAACCCCUGAGGAAAGACGUUUUGUGCAAAAGCUGCAGUGGGGUGCUCUUCCAAAUGCCUACCUCACGCCUUAAGAACAAAUCACUGCAGCCACAGCCCUGAUCAGCAGCCACCAUGACAUCAAGUAUAGGGGAUGAUUGUAGCCUCUUUGAUGGGUUGAUGGAAGAAGAUGAGAAGGACAAGGCAAAACGCGUGUCUCGUAACAAGUCGGAGAAGAAAAGGAGAGACCAGUUCAAUGUCCUCAUCAAGGAGCUUGGCACCAUGUUGCCUGGCAACACCAGGAAGAUGGACAAGUCCACCAUCCUGCAGAAAAGCAUCGACUUCCUGUGUAAACACAAAGAAAUCGCAGCCCAGUCAGAGUCGAGUGAGAUCAGACAGGACUGGAAGCCUCCAUUUCUUAGCAACGAGGAGUUCACCCAGCUCAUGUUGGAGGCUCUGGAUGGGUUCUUUAUAGCAAUAAUGACUGAUGGGAACAUCCUUUAUGUCUCUGAGAGUGUCACCUCAUUACUAGAACACCUACCGGCUGACUUGGUGGACCAGAACCUGUUAAACUUCCUGCCUAUUGGGGAACACUCUGAAGUGUACAAGGCUCUGUCCACACAUCCCACCGAUCCAGAGAGCCUAAGUACUGAUUAUAUGAAGACAAAGAAUCAUUUGGAGUUCUGCUGUCAUAUGCUGCGAGGAGCCAUUGACCCCAAGGAACUCCCUCCCGUCUAUGAGUAUGUUAAGUUCAUCGGCAAUUUCAAGUCUCUCAAUAAUGUUCCCAACGUUGCAAGGAAUGGUCUGGCGGGGGUGUUACAGCGAUCGCUGCAGCCUGCCUUUGAUGACCAGGUGUGCUUUGUAGCCACAGUUCGAUUGGCCAAACCUCAGUUUAUCAAGGAAAUGUGUACAGUAGAAGAGCCAAAUGAAGAAUUUACCUCAAGGCACAGUCUAGAGUGGAAAUUUCUCUUCUUAGACCAUAGAGCUCCACCAAUAAUAGGCUACCUGCCUUUUGAGGUUCUGGGAACAUCAGGGUAUGACUAUUACCACGUGGAUGACCUGGAGACUCUGGCCAAAUGUCACGAACACUUGAUGCAGUAUGGGAAAGGGAAGUCCUGUUACUAUCGUUUCCUGACUAAAGGUCAACAGUGGAUCUGGCUGCAGACACACUACUACAUCACCUAUCAUCAGUGGAACUCGCGGCCUGAGUUUAUUGUUUGCACACACACAGUAGUCAGCUAUGCAGAGGUUAGAGCAGAACAACGCAGAGAGUUGGGCAUUGAAGAGUCUAAUCCAGAGGCCCCCAAUGAUAAGAGUCAGGAUUCUGGCUCAGAGUCGCAGCUCAAUACGUCCAGUCUGAAAGAGGCUCUGGAAAGGUUUGACCGCAGCCGAACUCCCUCGACGUCAUCACGAAGUUCCCGCAAAUCCUCAUCGCACGUCUCUGACAACACUUGCACUUCAGCAACAGCCCCCAAACUACACAUGGAGAUGGCCACGCCUCCUCGACAGUCACUAGCUUCCACCAUGGAGAUGACAUCACAGCGGCGCUCAUCAAUCAGCAGUCAGUCUAUGAGCUCUCAGACCACAGGACAGAGUUUAAAUCCUGGGAUGAUCAAUCAGCAGCAGCAGCAACAACAACAGCAACAACAACAACAACAACAACAACAACAACCACCGCCACAGCCGCUUCAGACAAAUGUGCAGCCGGUGAUGGAGUUUUCGGCACAAGUAAACGCCAUGCAGCACCUUAAAGAGCAGCUGGAGGAGAGGACCAGAAGGAUCCAGGCAAACAUCCAGAGACAGCAGGAGGAGUUGAGACACAUCCAAGAGCAGCUGCAGAGGGUCCAGGGACAAGGGCUACAGCAGAUGUUGAUGCAGCAGCAGGGUGGAGCGAUGAACGUUCAGCUCCCUCAGGUGGGCUCUGUCCAGCAAGCGGCUACUUUGACUGGUCAGCUGCAGCAAACCGCCAUCAACCCUGUUCAUUCAGGAACUCAGCAGCUCACUAUUCAGCAGCAGGCUGCUCCUCCUCAGCAGAACCUGCAGCAGCAGACCAACACACUCACACAGCCUCAGCGUCAGCCGCAGCAGCCAGCCCAGGCUCAGUCUCAGGCUCCAGGAUCUGUAUCUGCCCCACUGUACAACACCAUGAUGAUUUCCCAACCUGGACAGCCCAAUGUGCUGCAGAUCAGCACCAGCCUGCCUCAGAACAACACGCAGCAAGGCACAACUGUGGCCACCUUCACACAGGACCGACAAAUCCGGUUUCCUGCAGGACAGCAGCUGGUGACCAAACUUGUGACAACUCCAAUGCAUGCAUGCAGCGCUGUCAUGGUGCCCACUUCUAUGUUCAUGGGGCAGGUGGUGACUGCAUACAACCCCUUUGGAGGGCAGCAACAAAGUGGGCAGACCCAGACUUUGACUCUUCAACCAGCCCAACCAGCUCAAGGUCAGCCAGACGGCCAAAACCAAACAGCUGUAGUUGCACAGAGCAGCCAGCAGGGGCAGCAGCAGCAACAGCAAUUCUUACAGGGUACUCGUCUUCUUCAUAGUAACCAGUCUGCUCAGCUGAUUCUGCAGGCAGCUUUCCCUCUCCAGCAGCAGGGAGCGUUCACCCAGGCGACACUUCCACAACAACCGCAGCAGCAGCAACAGCAGCAGCCUCAACAACAACAACAGCAGCAGCAGCAGCAACGACAACAACAGCAGCAGCAGCAACAACGACAGCAGCAGCAGCAACAAUCUCACCAUCAGAGGCACCAGCAGCAGCUGAAACCACAGCCUCAGAAACCGCAGAAAGCCCCAUCGUCACACAGGACUGACAGCGUUAACCAACCGCAGUGAAGCCUGGAGGAACACGACUUCAGCGUGGAAGCAACUGCUGCACAAGUUUGUGAUGGGUUUGUCACAAACAUCUUUCCUUCUAAAAACCAUUUCCUCCCCUUCCUUAAUCUAAAAGAAAUGAGUUGUAGGAAUAAGGAAAGGCUGUGAGUUCAGGAGGAACUCGCCAGCUAACGUCACUGCGCUUUCAGGGUGGAUAACGUCUCCGUCAGAAACGUGAGGGAGCUUCAGGGUCUGAAAAGACCUGAAAAGAUACACUUUAUUGCAACAGACUCUGUGUGAAGGUGUCUCCAAGUGGACCGACUGUACAGAUUUACUGUAUCAUAAAAAGGACAAUUUGUAAAUAUUCAGUAUAGCCUAACAGAAAACAGAACAGUAGUAUUUUAUAUGAUUGCAUGGAAAGAAUAACUGUGUAAGCUUUUAUUAGUUGCUUUUGACAAAUGAAUUUUUACUUUUAAGUGGUUUCUGUUCAAAGACAGAGCAGUGAGAUGCUCUUUAAUAUCCCUUUCCUUCCCAUUCUUUAAAAAAGAAGUUCAGAAAGAGGCUUUAAAGUCUGUCAAUGUGUUUUAAGAAAAAAAAAAGGUUGGGCUUGGGUGUUUUUGUGGAAGCUGCUUUUGAACACUGUGUCUCCAGGACAAAAAUGGAUUUUUUAACUUUGUAAUUAUAAAAAAAUAUGUUUGACAAAAAGCUAGAUUACAGUUAAACUGAAUUAUUUGCAGGAUGAUUACUCUACGUAUGACGGGUUUAGUGAUUCCAAGUGCCAAUAACUUAGUGAAUUAUGUUUUUUUUAAAAUCUAGAUUAUUCAGAGUCGUAAAUAUUUUCCAGAUAUUACCCCUAAAAAAAAGUCAUUCGUGUGUAUAUAGUAGGAAUUAUUUUUUAACAGUCAGAGAGCCCUAAAAAACAGUAUAUCCUCAACCUCCUGACAACUUCAGCACUUAAUGUGGUUGUGUAAAGAAAAUCACUGUUGGAACCUAGUUUUUGUAAUCUGUGGUGUGAUUCUGUGGGCUAAUGUGUACUAUUUUGAGAAUACAAUCCUUGCGUGCAUGACUGAGCAUGAGUGCAUCUGUAGUGUGUGUGUGGUUGGUUGGUUGGUUGCCCCUUGUGUCUUAAAACGUUUGACUUAGUAAAAAAAAAGGUUUGAAGUUGCUGGAUGGUACUUGUCCUCUCAGGAAUGUGGAAAGUGUUUUUGCUUCUGCCUCAGUCUGGAGCCAGACCAGGAAGGAUUAGACAGUGAUGCUGUAAAGACCAGAGGAACUUGUGUUGUGAAGGGCGUGGUGCCUGAGUGGGGGAAAAUAUUUGACCUAGAUUUUAAAAAACAAACAGAAACAAGCUUCCUUUCUUUCUUCAUCAGCAAAAAAUAUGAGCGCAUAGAAAUGAGGUUAAAAAAACAAACAAAUAGAGCUUUUAAGACAAAAGAAAGGAAAAGAAAAACCUAAUUAUUGACCUCCUUCUCAGAGCAAGUUUGGAUUUCCACCAACGUCUAUCCUGGUCUACCUUGUCAUUCAUCAUUCUUCCUCUUUCUUGGCCUCAGAAAAAAAAAACCCUCAUGCAGUCCGGUUCACUCAUUUCUCAGUUCUCAAACCGCAGUUGAAACCAGGACUGGGCCGCGGUCCAUCUGUAAAGACAGUAAUGGAUCUUGGCUCAGUGUGUGUACUACAGUGAUAAGCCAUAUCAAACUGAAAAAAAAGCCUUGGAGUGGAGGAGUGUAAUCGCUGGCAAAGGAGCGUUUAGAAUGUGUUGUUUUGUCUGAGUGUUGGAAAGAUGGCGUGUGUGGGCGCUCGUUUGUGUGCGACUCUGUGUGUGUGUGAAUAUAGCAUCUCCUUUCCUUGAUCUUGUAUCGCUCGGGGGGCGGGGUCAGUAUUGGCUUUCCCCCACCCUGAAGAUAGCCAAUCAGUUCUUGCGUUGCAGUAUCUAAAAAUGUAAUUUUCAAGAACCGUGCUCCUCUUGCAGAGCUGUGUAUUGUUGUAAGCCUGCGUGGGAGACGGCUCGGCUUGUGUGAGAGACUUUGCAUGUGUGGUACCUGUCACUGUAACCCAUUAUAUUUUCAUAUGAAAAAAAAAGAUAACGUGUGACCGGAAGAGUAUGGAUGUUGGGCAAUGCAGAGCACUGGUUUACUAUCAAGCUAUAAUUAAGAAAAGAAAAACGAGGACAGACUUCUAAUUUAACACUAACCCUCAGAAAAAAACGAAGAAAUAAACUAAAUACAGAUUAAACAAUUUUAUUCUUGAGUUGUCCUCAGAUAAGAAGUAGGAUAGUUUUUAACAGCAAGGGUCUUCCACCUGUCACUAGCAAAUAAAGACUAUAGUUUUUUGUGUCCCUCUAAAGAGUAGUACUGAAAUGAUUUAUUUUGUGCCACUGAUGACCCAGCCCAAAGAAUGUAAAGGUUGAUUUAAAGACUAAUGGAUGUUGUAACUUUAAAUUAUGAAGGAAGAGGAUGGAGCCAUGUGGAAGAGAAUCAUUUGCACCACAAGAUUCCACGUGUAGAAUAUGAAAUACAAUCUUUUUGUUUUUGUUUUGAUUUACUGGUUUUGUAUUGUGAGAAACUUUUGAAUGUUGCAUCAUUACAGAUGUUUAGUUUUCCAAUAAUGUGUGUUUUGACAUCUGCUUGGGGAAAAAAAAA